Molecule: messenger RNA, 624 nt
Organism: Zingiber officinale
Lineage: Eukaryota; Viridiplantae; Streptophyta; Magnoliopsida; Zingiberales; Zingiberaceae
Exons: 2
Coding region: 8-496 (162 amino acids)
Molecular function (GO): protein dimerization activity
Source: RefSeq, a predicted model, not a curated record
AUCGGCCAUGGGAUAUAUUUAUGAACUUAUGGAUAAGGCAAAAGAGACAAUAAAAUUUAAUUGUGGGGGAGUUGACAGAAAAUACAAACCCAUUUGGAAAAAAAUUGAUUCACGAUGGACUCCACAACUUCAUCAUCCUCUACACGCGGCCGGGUACUAUUUGAAUCCGCAAUUGCGUUAUGAAGAAAGAUUUUCUUAUUGUGAUGAAGUUAGAGAUGGAUUGUAUACUUGCAUGGAUAGGAUGUUGUCUUCUGAUGAUCGUCUUAAAGCAGACAUCCAAUUGGACUUAUAUAAUAAAGCUGAAGGAGAAUUUGGAACUCUAAUAGCAAAACGAACAAGAAUGUUGCGAACUCCGGUCUCGUGGUGGGAACGUUUUGGAAGUAAGACACCCGAGCUUACUACAUUUGCAAUUCGAGUGCUUGGUCUCACUUGUAGUGCUUCGGGAUGUGAAAGAAAUUGGAGCACUUUUGAAUCGGUGAGUAUUCUAAGUUUCUAACUCUACUUGAAUUUUAAUUGUUUUAUAAUUUUCAUAUCAUUGUUUAUUUUUAUAUAUAUAUGUUUUCUUUUUUGUAAUAUUAGAUUCAUACAAAAAAGAGAAAUAGGCUUGAACAUGCAAAGUUGAAU